AUGACGUCUCCCCUGUGCUGGGCGGCGGCCUCCAACGCCAUACCUUCUCAGGACCAAAUUGCAGCCCCCUCCAAAGUCAAGGCCACUCAAGUUCAGCUCAAGCCCUACCACUCUCGAGGCAAGGGCUUGGUGCCUGUCUGGCACUCACCUCAUUCCAAGACAGGACCCUUCCAUGCCAGCGAGGGGAAGUCCGCUGUGAACAUGCAGGUGGCUGAGUUACAAAGGAAGAUACAACUGUUAGAGGGUGACCGGAAGGCCUUUUAUGAGAGCACCCAGUGGAACAUCAAGAAGAAUCAGGAGACCAUUAAUCAACUCCGAGAGGAGACCAGGGUGCUGCAACUACAGUUGACAGACCUGCUCCAGGGAGAUGAAAAAGUGGUCCAGGCAGUGAUUCGAGAAUGGAAAUCAGAGAAGCCGUACCUGAAGAACAGGACAGGCCAGCAAGCCCUGGAGCAUCUGGACUACCGGCUGAACGAAAAGGUGAAGCAACUGAAUGCUCUCCGGCACCAGCUGGGACUGCGGCAGAAGUGGUUGGAGGAGCUCCAGCUGCAGCACAGUUUGCGCAAGCUGGAGAUAACCGAGGCACAAGACAGCAACACCGAGGUGGCCAAGACCAUGCGGAACCUGGAGAACCGCCUGGAGAAGGCCCGGAUGAAGGCAGAGGAGGCUGAACACAUCACCAGCGUGUACCUGCAGCUCAAGGCCUACCUACAAGAGGAGAGCCUUCACUUGGGGAACCGGCUGGACUUUAUGGAGGCUGAGGUGGUGAGGACGAAACACGAGCUCGAGGAACUGCACCUGGUGAAUCAGGAGGCACUCAAUGCCAGGGACAUCGCCAAGAACCAACUGCAGUAUCUAGAAGAGACCGUGUUCCGAGAGCGCAAGAAGCGCGAACGCUACCUAACCGAGUGCAAGAAGCGCGCGGAGGAGAGGAAACUGCAGAACGAACGCAUGGAGCGCAAGACCCAGCGUGAGCACGUGCUGCUGCAGUCAGAAGACACUCUCCAGGACAGCAUGCACUCCAAGGAGGAGGAGCUGAAGCGGCGGUGGAGCAUGUACCAGAUGGAGGUGCUCUUCGGCAAGGUCAAGGACGCCACUGGCGUGGCAGAAACGCACGCAGUGGUGCGGCGGUUCCUGGCUCAGGGUGACACCUUCACGCAGCUGGAGAUGCUUAAGAGCGAGAACGAGCAGACGCUGCUGAGACUGAAGCAAGAGAAGCAGCAGCUGCAGCAGGAGCUGGAAGACCUCAAGUACUCAGGGGAGGCUCUGCUGGUGAGUGAGCAGAAGCAGCAGGCUGAGUUGCAGGGGCGCCUCAAGGUGGAGGAGCAGCGGCGUGCUGAGGCGCAGGAUCAACUGGACCGAACCAGGAGGGCCUUGCAAAUGACCAAGGAGGGCCUGGAACACCUGGCCGGCAAGCUGAACCACAUCCCGCAGGAGACGGGACGGUCUGUCGGAAAGGAGCUGGAUCCCAAAGUAGAUGACUAUCUGCCCAACCUGCUGGGCCUGGUGGAGGAAAAGCUGUUGAAGCUACAUUCGCAACUAGAGAACCACAACGUGCCAGAGAUGCUGCGCCACAUCGUUGACCGCGAGUUCUACGCCACCCUCGAGGGAAAACUGCCGUCGUACAACACCCGCAUCCCUCUGCCUGCCGCCGGUCACAAGGACAAGUUCUUCGACGAGGAGGAGAGUGAGGAAGAUGACAGCGACGUGGUGACCCGUGCGGCGCUCAAGAUGCGCUCCCAGAAAUUAAUCGAAUCCCGCAGCAAGAGGCGCGGUCGCUCGCGGAGGUCCUAG
This is a messenger RNA of Rangifer tarandus platyrhynchus (Svalbard reindeer), 1794 nucleotides long. The record is from the annotation of a GenBank genome assembly. NCBI's taxonomy places the organism in Eukaryota, Metazoa, Chordata, Mammalia, Artiodactyla, Cervidae.